GGUAAACGUUCUGCACUUAAGAACGUUUCUCCUCCCUUCCCUCAGCUGUGUCACACUCUGUAUUAUCACUGUCGUCAAAGGGGGUGUGUAUAAGAACCUGAAAAACCAAACGAACCUGUCUGUAAGGAGUUCCAUAUAUCACAGCACUGCAAGUGGCUUUACUUCCACAGUGCUGUACGUUGCUGCAGGAAAGCCGCCUCUUUCCCCUUGCUUCUGAGACCUCCUUUUGGACCUAAACAUUGCGACGGGAAUAAGCACCCAUCUGCACGGGGAUGUUGGACUCAGUCACUCACAGCACCUUUCUGCCAAACACAAUGAUCUGCGAGCCCCUGAUGUCUUGGACAGAAUUGUUUGGGACAACUGAGGACUAUUAUCCCACCUUUGAUCAUCAGACAGUUGGCGAUUCUUGCUGGACAUCUAUUCACCCGGAAUACUGGAGUAAACACAAUGUCUGUGAGUGGCUGCAGUUUUGCUGUGACCAAUACAAGCUAGACGCCAACUGCAUCUCCUUUUCCCACUUUAAUAUUAAUGGCUUGCAGCUAUGCAGCAUGACCCAGGAGGAGUUCACAGAUGCUGCCGGCGUUUGUGGCGAAUACCUUUAUUUCAUCUUACAGAACAUCAAGAUACAUGGCAUUUCCUUUUUUACUGACACCGAAGAAACCAAGCCAACUAUCAAAGAUUACAAUGAUAAGGCAUGCCUGAGAACAGGGGGCUCAAAGAGUCAAGAAUGUCACAGCCACGGGAGAACAAGCCUGCAGAGUUCUCACUUGUGGGAAUUUGUAAGAGACCUCCUCCUGUCUCCAGAAGAAAACUGUGGCAUUCUCGAUUGGGAGGAUAGAGAACAAGGCAUCUUUCGGGUUGUUAAGUCAGAAGCCCUGGCAAAGAUGUGGGGACAAAGAAAGCGAAAUGACAGAAUGACAUAUGAAAAGCUGAGCAGAGCUCUCCGGUAUUAUUAUAAAACUGGAAUUUUGGAACGCAUAGACAGAAGGCUAGUGUACAAGUUUGGAAAGAACGCCCAUGGGUGGCAGGAGAACAAACUAUGAAUUAAUUGUCCCAUGCCUCAGACUGAUUAUGCACUCUGCAACAUGAAGUGUCUGACUGCAAUAGACAUUUGAGAGAAGGACUUUUUCUCCUGCUUCUCUCCUAUACGGCAGUCUGGAGUUGACAACUGUUUCUGAGAGACUGGCCAGAGCAACACAUUAUGGCUCUUCCCCACUAUAUACUUUGUGACCAGCAUUAGCUUGUGCUUAGCUCUUAUGAAAAUAACACCUGUGAUGCAGCUCACGGUUUUGUUAAGAUGAAUUGUUUUUAUCUGUGGCACCUCUUCCUGUGCCAAGAAGGGCUAUCUUUUGUCGUUGCCUAUCAGCUCUCAGUAUGAAAUUCCUGCUUCCUGCUGACAUUUAAAAGAAGUUGGUGGUGGGUGGGUGUGUGUGUGUGUGUGUGUGUGUG
Messenger RNA from Chrysemys picta bellii (western painted turtle), 1449 nucleotides. It is a transcript of the gene ELF5, whose product is annotated as E74 like ETS transcription factor 5. Gene Ontology annotation, biological process: regulation of transcription by RNA polymerase II; cell differentiation. NCBI's taxonomy places the organism in Eukaryota, Metazoa, Chordata, Testudines, Emydidae. Gene Ontology annotation, cellular component: nucleus. Gene Ontology annotation, molecular function: sequence-specific DNA binding; DNA-binding transcription factor activity, RNA polymerase II-specific. The record is from RefSeq and is a predicted model, not a curated record.